This is a messenger RNA of Penicillium soppii, 1146 nucleotides long. RefSeq names its product cytochrome P450. Lineage: Eukaryota; Fungi; Ascomycota; Eurotiomycetes; Eurotiales; Aspergillaceae. The record is from RefSeq and is a predicted model, not a curated record. The transcript has 4 exons. Bases 1 to 1146 code for a protein of 381 amino acids. Gene Ontology annotation, molecular function: heme binding; oxidoreductase activity, acting on paired donors, with incorporation or reduction of molecular oxygen; monooxygenase activity.
AUGGUGACGACAGUCGAGCAUGACAUUCACCGCCAACGCCGAAACGCAGUGGCUAGGUUCUUUUCGACGGCUAGUAUUCGCCAACUUGAGCCCAUCAUUCAAGCUACCAUGAGUAGGCUGCUAGAAAGGUUAGAGGAGACUGCGCAAGCAAGCUCUCCCCCGGUGCCGAUACACCAUAUCUUCAAAGCCUGCACUAGCGAUGUGAUCAACAAAUAUGCCUUUGGUGAGAGCUUUGGCUUCAUGGAACGGGCCGACUUCGGGAAGUGCUAUUUCGAUGCCACCUACAUGUUCUUUGGGCUGAAUCACAUCAUGAUUUUCUUUCCAUGCUUCGCGACUUUGAUGCAGAAGACCCCAGGGUGGUUUAUCAAGGCCAUAAUACCAAAUCUGGCGGAGCUUGUGGACAAGAAAUCUUGGUGGAUUGAUCGAGUUCGCGAGAUCGGAAACUUCCCAAAUCCCGAAAGGAUCAAGAGCACAAUUUUUGAGGGUAUUCUCAAUAGUAAUCUGCCCGCUGCCGACAAGACAGAUGCCCGGUUGGCAAGUGAAGCUCAGCUUGUCAUCUUCGCUGGCGAGGGUAUAACAGCAUUAGCACUCACUGCUGCGAUGUAUGAGAUUCUGGCUAACCCUCCUGUGCUUGAGCGUCUCAAAGCCGAGCUCUGCACCGCAGUACCGGAUGAGAAUUCUGAGGUCAUCUGCCUGCACCCGGGAGUCAUGAACCGCCAGAUGCGUGUCCCUGCCAGCCAGCCAGUCAUAUGCCAGGAUAAGAAUGGAUCUGGUCGUGAAUAUGUUGUGCCGGCCGGGUUCCUUGUGAGCAUGAGUCCUCUGUGUUUGUAUUUGAAUCCAGAUGUAUAUGAAGAUCCAUACGAAUUCCGCCCACAACGCUGGAUCGACAAUCCUCAACUGGGACGUGCAUUUUUAGGGUUCUCAAGAGGAACUCGAUCUUUUGUUGGGAUGAAUUUGGCUCAUCGGGAAAUGGCCAUCAUUUUGGGGACACUGUUUCGCAGAUACGACUUAUACCAUGGAAAGCCCGGCCGUACACUCGAGCUGUACGACACUGAGCGAGCCAGGGAUUUUGAUGCUAACUUUGACAUGAUCAUUCCAGUCCCUGCCAAGGGAAGCAAGGGAGUACGCAUCAGGGUUAGAAACUAG